Heterobasidion irregulare TC 32-1 is the source of this 3213-nucleotide messenger RNA. RefSeq lists its product as uncharacterized. The coding region runs from base 1 to 3213 and encodes 1070 amino acids. The transcript has 5 exons. The record is from RefSeq and is a predicted model, not a curated record. Lineage: Eukaryota; Fungi; Basidiomycota; Agaricomycetes; Russulales; Bondarzewiaceae.
AUGCAAGCAAUCCCGGAAGACAAUCAGAUCCCUAGUACAGCGGGAGCGAGCGCGAAGACGCAGCGCACCUAUUCAUGCCAAUGUCCGAAAUUCUGCAAGGGUGUACCUACAGAACGGCCAAAGGCGACAUUUUACAGACAUCUCAAGAUCUGGAAGGGCGGCGCAGCGUUUGCACGACUAUCCUCCUCAACGAUUCCUUCAAAGCGUCGUUUUGGGAUCGAUGAGGGCCCUGGUGAUCUCAAUGACAGCGCGAUUGAUGUUAUUGACGAGGCACACGCGCGCGACGAGCUACAGGUUCCAUCCACAUCAACCCAUACCAUUCAGGCAGAACCCUUCACAGAUCAUCCACAUCAAGAACCAUUUCAUGUGACGACAGAUGCUACCGUUCCUUCCCUCAUUGACGAGGCCCCUCACGAUGUCCCUCACAAUGCUCCCUGGACGCUUUCAGGCAAUACUGCUCCACCAUCUGAGCUUGGGCGGCCAGAGAAUCUAGCCGAUGUCCCACAACUACAACACACCUUCGCAACACUGGCUCUAGGCGAUAUAGACCAGGCUUUGCCCCCGGAAGACACCCCCUCGAAGAUCGAAGACAUCAAGAUUGCGCAGGAGUUCGUUCGGGCCCUCCAAAACGCAUCUCUGGAUGACGGAAGCCAUAGCCCAGAGGAUCUCGACAAUCUGCGUCACCCACCGGAAGAGGUGUUCAAUAUCGACGCAGAUCCUGAUCUUUGCUUCUCCAUCGAAAUCUUUCUUGCCAUCGGCAAUGCCUCACAGAAAACUUAUCAUGCAUUCCGGGAAGCUACUCUACGCCGAUUUCCCAACUGCGGUCUCUUGUCGUAUGAACAGGUGAAGCGCCGUGUGGCGCAGAUUAGUGGAAUUCAUCCCAUCAUUCACGAUAUGUGCGUCAACUCAUGCAUUGCGUACACCGGUCCUUUUCAUCUCCUCGACAAGUGUCCCAUGUGCUCCGAACCACGAUACAAUCAGAUCACACUCCAAGCCAGUGCGGGGCAGGAAAAGGUUCCUCGACAGGAGUUCUACACACUUCCCGUCGGUCCCCAACUGCAAGCGCUAUGGCGCUCCGUCGAAAUCGCCGACCUGAUGCGAUACCGCACACGAUGCUUUGAGAGUAUCGUGGAGGAGCUUAACAAACAUCCAGGUUCGCUAAUGGAGGCCUACGACGACGUCUUCCAUGGUGCUGGGUUGCUCGAUGCAUGGAGCGACAAUUUGAUGGGAGAUCAUGACGUCUGCCUUCUGUUCUCAAUUGACGGUGCCCAGUUGUAUGAAAUGAAGGCCUCGGACUGUUGGAUUUAUAUCUGGAUUGUUCUCGACCUCCCUCCCGAGCUACGCUACAAGAAGACUCACGUUUUACCAGGUGGUUUCAUUCCGGGGCCUCACAAGCCAAAGAACUUGGAUUCUUUUCUCUUUCCAGGGUUUCACCAUUUAGCAGGUGUCCAAAAGGAGGGCUUGAUAGUCUGGGAUGCUCAGAUCAAGGCAAAGUUCACGACAUCUCCUCUUUUUGCCUUCGGUACAGCAGAUACACCUGGUAUGGCAAUGUUUGAUGGCAUGGUAGGCCAUACGGGAGGCCAAGGCUGUCGUCGAUAUUGUCCAAUGAAGGGACGCCACAAGGCGGGUCAAGGCCAGUAUUAUCCUGUGUGUUUGAAACCGGACGUCUACAGCGUGGCUGGUUGCGAUCACCCCGAUGUUGAUCUACCUUUAGAAGAUUUAAUGUCAUCUCCUGCGACAACGACAAGGUACAACGACAAUCUAAACGUUGUGUGUGCCUCACCAAACCAGACGCAAUAUGAGAAGCGCCGUUUGAAGACCGGCAUAUGUAGGCCGACCCUUCUUUCUGGUUUGCCACACAACCGCGUUCCGCUCGGGAUUCCAGGAAGUUUUCCGGGAGAUUUGAUGCAUCUUGCGGCAUUGAAUCUCACCGAAGUUCUCCUUGGCCUUUGGCGCGGGACUUUGCUGUGCGAUGCGAGUGACGACAAACGUCUAUGGGAUUGGGCCGUCUUGAAGGGAGAAACAUGGAUAGCGCAUGGACGGACUGUUGCAGAUGCGACGCCGUAUCUACCUGGCUCCUUCGAUCGUCCUCCACGCAAUCCAGCUGAGAAAAUCAACAGUGGUUACAAAGCAUGGGAAUUCCUGAUGUAUGUAUUCGGGCUUGGGCCAGCACUUUUCCACAAUAUUCUUCCUGAUCAAUAUUGGCGAAACUUUUGCAAGCUUGCCUUCGGAAUCCGGGUCAUGCACCAGCAUAGUAUUUCAUCCACCCUUCUUCGUGCGGCUCAUGCGGCCCUCACGGAGUUUGCAGACGAGUACGAGCUGCUCUAUUACCAACGGAUCCCGGGACGACUUCACUUUGUGCGACAGAGCAUCCAUCAGUGUCGUCAUCUUGUGCCUGAUGCCAUCCAACUUGGGCCUCCUGCAUAUACGGCACAAUGGACAAUGGAGCGUACGAUUGGGAACUUGGGUCAAGAAAUUAAGCAGCCCUCAAACCCAUAUGCCAACCUCUCGCAGCGUGGCCUUAUCCGCGCACAAGUCAAUGCUUUGAAAGCAAUCAUCCCAGCUCUCGACACAACGUCUGCCUCCCGACUACCAUAUGCUGCAAUCGACUUGGGGAAUGGAUUUGUUCUCCUUCACGCUAAGGACUCCACCUCACGUGCUGUCCGUGUCUCCGAGGAGAAUGCUAUCAAACUCUACAUGGAUGAAAAUGCAGCUGAAAUCUCAGCAGAUUGGGAUUAUAAAGUCACUAGGUGGGCUCGGCUAAGGCUUCCCAAUGGGCAAAUAGUACGCUGUCUCUGGAAGGAGUCACUGAAGCCUCCGAAGGAGGUUAGAAGGGCACGGUGUGUCAAGCUCCAUCUUGGAACGCAGUAUCGUUUUGGUGAAGUACACUACUUCUUCCGUAUGGUUGUGAAUGAGACGAGGCAUGCCCUAGCUAUGGUUUCAAUCUAUGGGCUACCUGACCCAGAACUUCUUCAAGCUUCGACAUCCACCUUCAUUUCAUGUGAGUAUCUUGGGGAUGCUGGCCUCAAGGUCAUUGAUGUGCAGGCUAUCUGUUCUGUGGUUGCAAUGGUCCCACAUUUCUAUGGUACACAAGGUAGUAUCCGUUUUUUUGCAACUGAGAAGUUUGGCCUCGAGGUUGCAACCCUCUCACAUAACAAUGAUGAAUAUAUGUAUGAUGAUGCUAAUGAUGCUGAUGAUUUAAAUACUGAGUAG